CAUAUAAUAUCCUUCUCUGGCUAAGUUCCAAUUCACUUUCUCUCUUCCAACCUUCCGAAGCGCAGAGACAGACACAGAGAGAAGGUCCUUAGAGUUCACAAUCUGAUCUUUGGGGUUUGCAAACUCAACUCCGACUCGUCAAUUACAAAACCCUUAUUAUCCGAUCAGGUCUUGAGCUCUCUGGUUAGCAGUCCCGAACAGCAGCCAAUUUUCAUGUCUGAGCUCGACGUCCAGAUUCCUACUGCCUUUGAUCCCUUUGCUGAGGCAAAUGCUGAGGACUCAGGUGCUGGGACAAAAGAGUAUGUGCACAUCCGUGUACAGCAACGGAACGGAAGAAAAAGCCUGACAACUGUGCAGGGACUGAAGAAGGAUUUCAGCUACAACAAGAUACUCAAGGACCUCAAGAAGGAGUUUUGCUGCAAUGGUACUGUAGUCCAGGACCCCGAACUAGGGCAGGUCAUUCAACUUCAAGGUGAUCAGCGAAAGAACGUAUCUGCCUUCCUAGUCACGGCCGGCAUUGUAAAGAAAGACAACAUCAAAAUUCAUGGUUUCUGAGGUCUGCACCAGCAACUGAAGUAUCGGAAUAUUACAUCUCCCUGUACCCUCCGGUGCAGGUCAUGUUAUGUGCUUAGUUAUCCGAAUAGUAUAUCAUCUGUGAGUCUGCUAUGUGUAUUGGGUGUGUGGCGAUUUGAACUUUGAAGCAACUCUGUUAUGUGGACGCAUGGAAACAACUUAUGUAUCUUCAUUUCAGCUGCAAUUUCAAUUACAAUAAAGAUGUUCUUCUGAGGGUUUGUUGUA
Molecule: messenger RNA, 798 nt
Organism: Argentina anserina (silverweed cinquefoil)
Lineage: Eukaryota; Viridiplantae; Streptophyta; Magnoliopsida; Rosales; Rosaceae
Product: protein translation factor SUI1 homolog
Exons: 5
Coding region: 214-555 (113 amino acids)
Biological process (GO): translational initiation
Molecular function (GO): RNA binding; translation initiation factor activity
Source: RefSeq, a predicted model, not a curated record